This is a messenger RNA of Cercopithifilaria johnstoni, 1266 nucleotides long. NCBI's taxonomy places the organism in Eukaryota, Metazoa, Nematoda, Chromadorea, Rhabditida, Onchocercidae. The record is from the annotation of a GenBank genome assembly.
AUGGCGAUCAAUAUCAACCGCAACGUGCUCGAUCCCUUUUAUCGUUACAAAAUGCCCCGUCUACAAGCCAAGGUCGAAGGCAAAGGCAACGGAAUCAAAACAGUCAUUGCAAACAUGACCGAGAUUGCCAAAGCCCUUGAGCGUCCACCAACUUACCCAACCAAAUAUUUUGGGUGCGAAUUGGGUGCGCAAACCAAUUUCGAUAUGAAAAAUGAACGUUUUAUCGUUAAUGGCGAACAUGACGCGGCCAAACUGCAAGAUAUUCUCGAUGGCUUUAUCAGGAAGUUUGUGUUGUGUGCAGCUUGUGAAAAUCCUGAAACCACUUUGGUUGUAAAGAAGGGCCAGAUCCAUAGUAAAUGCAAAGCUUGUGGAAAUACCUCAAUUAUUGAUCCCAAGCAUAAGCUGUCGACGUUUAUCAUGAAAAAUCCACCGAAAGUGGAUGAGAAGGAAAAGAAAGAAGGUGGUAAUGGUGGUUCGACAGAAAAUUCGGUAAUAGAUGGAGAAAUCGCUAGUGAUAAAGAUUUGAAUGGAAGUGCAUCGGAUAAUGUUGAUGACGAUUGGGCAGAGCCAAUUGAUGAUCCAGUUGGAGGAGUUUCUGCUCAAAUUGGCAAACUGAUAAUUAGCAAAGAUCUCGACAAACCUAUCGAGGAGCGGCUUGAUAUGCUUCACCAGUAUUUCCUGAAAGCUAAAGCCGAUGGCACUUUUCAGAAUAGUAAAAAAUUGCUAGAUGAGGCUGAAAGACUGGAGCUGAAAUCAAAGGCCACCCUUUUGUUGGCCGAUGUUUUAUUUGAUACAAACGUCGUUAGUCAAAUUCUGGAAUAUCGGAACAUCCUUCUUCGUUUUACUGUUAACGACCACAAGGCGCAGCGUCAUCUUCUAGGUGGCAUUGAACAACUUAUUUCGAAAUAUUUCGACACUUUGUUUCCAAAAUCAGCCCACAUCAUUAAAGCGCUUUAUGACACCGAUGUAGUGGAAGAGGAAGUUCUUCUUGCCUGGGGUGAAAAGCCGAGCAAGAAAUACGUUAAGAAGAAACUCUGUGCUGAGAUAAUCAAUAAGGCGCAACCUGUUUUGGACUGGUUGAAAAAUGCAGAGGAAGAUGAAAGCGACAAUGAGGACGAUGAAGACGGUGCUAUUGAGUUUGACGAUCGUGCCCGAAAAUUGGGAACAGUUGAAAUGGAUGCGACAAAAAAGACGAACGGCACUACACAGAUUGAAACGAUCAAGACUGAGGAUGAUGAUGCAGAUGUUGAUAUUGACGAUAUCUAG